CCUUGAACUCUUGACUCGCGCUGUCAUCAAAACAUUAGACGUGGAAAAAUGUUGUAGUCUGAUGUAGUGACAGGAAAGCAAAAUACGUAUGGGGGACCAGAGAUCAUGACUUCUUUUGGAAAAUAUGUCAGUAAUUUUGUUAAAACUGCAGUUUCAUCUAUAUCACCUAAUAAAAUAAUAUCAUACACCAUAAGUCAAUAUGAAUCCGAAUAUCAAGACUGUGAACGUUUACUACAAGAAAAAUCGAUUUAUUACUUUUACAAAGUGGCAAACCAUUUUGAUAUGGUGUAUUUGCCCGGACUGGUCGGCAGCUCAAGUAGUGGUGAAAAUAUACAUGCUUACAGCUUAUUCCGAUUCCAAGGUGAAGAGGAAGCAGGUGUUGCCAUGUUUUCACGAUUCAUGGAGGUCCUUGACCCUCUGCAUUUGGCCUGCAUAAGCGUGGGUUUAACCAUCGAUCGUACUUGUUUGGAGAAAAUAACUACUUACUCUCGAAACAACUAUGGUUGGGGAGCUGCUCACGUAGCUGCAGCAAUUUCCUGGCGCGAGCUCUUUCUCGGUGAGCCUGUUAGAAGACUUUUGAAUGAAUAUGAUCCUAUCUCCGGUCUAACUCCAUUAAGAAUCGCUAUAAAGGAAAGAGAUGAAGAAACUGUUCGCUUUUUGGUAACUUUGGACAAUAUUACUGCAUUUGAAAGCGAUGGAUAUGGGAAUACUGUGGUCCACUUGGCUGCUGAACACGCUUCCAAGAAAAUUUUAUGCCUUCUCCUAGAAAACCUCAAAGGUUUAAAUGUCAAUACAUUGAACAUCUACGGUGAAUCACCGUUGCACAUUGCCUGUCGUCUUAAUUCUCUGGAAUGUGUAGAAGAAUUGUUAAAAGCUGGUUGUAAUCCGCUGGUUGGUGAGGCUGAAUUAUUCCCUAUGCACAUCGCUGUUAACAACGACUCAAUUGAAUGUGUUGAUCUACUGUUUACACAAUGUCCAAGCUGUAUCAAUCUACCCGAUUUAAUAAACCAUAACACGCCAAUUCAUUUAACGCGUAAUUUUAAACUAUUUGAAAGAUUAUGCGAGCUUGGAGCAAAUUUAGAUGCACGUAAUGAUAUGGGACUUACUGUUCUACACAUGAAAGUCCGUGAUAACAAUUUCGAAGAAGUCCUAGCUUUAUUAAUCAAUGGUGCAGAUCCAAAUCUGUGUGAUAUUGACGGAGCAACUCCUUUACAUUACGCAAUUAUUUAUAACACUUCGAUUCACGUGAUUCGUGCUCUGCUGGCAUUCGAAGCUGAUCCAUGCGCUGUAAAUAACAAUCAGCAUAGCUGUCGGCACUUACUUUGUCGCGAUUCUGAAAGAUAUAUACAUUCAGAUGAACGAGAUCUAGCUUUGUAUACUCUGGAUGCAGUAGGUGCUGGUCGAUGUCCUCCAGGUACUGUGAACUGUACAGCAGGUUGUAUGGAUUUGGAAAGUGCUAGAAAAUCUAAUGUCAAUGUAUUCAACGGUACUCCUCCAGAAGUAGUUCAUCAUUUAGUGGAUCUCGCACGUGAAUCAAUUGAAGAGAUUCUCUUGUCAGCUAAUUCACUGAAUCUCAGUCGCUUGCAUUCAUUGAGUCAAAUGUCAAAACUGCAAGGUGUAAAUAAUUCCUAUUCCAAUUCCAAUUCUGGCAGUAAAUUGAAUGCAAGUAAAUAUUCACGUUCUCUUACUUGUCAACUGAGAAACUCCGAUGAUAGUAAUGAUAGUUGUGGUAACCAGGGUAAAUCUCGAACAAAAGUUCCAAAGCUACAAAGACGAUUCUCGUUGUGUUCAAAUUUUCAUCAACAAAUGGAGUGUUCUUCAAAUGCUACAUUUCAACCGCCUGUUUUCAGUAUCCCCUCUGAUUCAGAAAGUGAAUUAACUUCGACUACGCAUUUCAGUGAAAAAUUAGACUAUAACAGUUUUGCUGGCAUAACAGAGACUGUAAAUAAUCAGCUACCUGUCAAUACAAAUGUUAAUGGAGUACAUCUACCAGACACAACAUGCAGAUUUAAACCGAAAAAGUGUACAUGUGAUCGUUCAUUUUUAUCUAAAGUUAAUGAUAAAGCACCUAUAAAUAUGGAUACAGUGCCGUCAUCAGUUAGUGAAUCAUUGAAUUCAACAACAAACACUCCGAAUCAUUUGAAUAUGGAUACAGAAGUCAUUGAUAUAUCAUCAUCAAGCGAUGAAGACAAAUCAAGUAAGUCGGUCAAUGGAAAUGAAUGGUCUCAUCUACUUGCAGAUGGUGGUGGUGUCGGUGGCGGGGGUGGUGCUGGUGCUGGUGAUAAUAGUUAUCCGAAUUUUUCAGGAAAUGGAACACGUGUUAAACGAUGCAGUAAAUGGAGUUGUGGACCAAGAGGUUAUCGUGUUCUCUCACUCGACGGUGGAGGGAUUCGUGGACUGAUUAUUGUACAGAUACUUCGAGCGUUAGAAAUUGCCAGUGGGAAAAAAGUUACAGAAUUGUUCGAUUGGAUCAUUGGCACAUCGACUGGUGCAGCAAUAUCAUUAUUCAUGACAUGCGGUAAAUGUUUACCCUGUUGUCGUAGUCUACUAUUCCGAUUCAAAGAUCUUGUAUUCUGUGGAAAACGACCGUAUCCAUCUGAAGCGUUAGAAACACUAAUGCGUUGUGAAUUUGGUGAAAACACUGUUAUGACGGAUUUAAAACACAUCAGGGUUGCUGUGACUACACUUGUCAGUGAUCGAUGCCCGCCACUGUUGCACAUGUUUCGCAAUUACAAGUCUCCUCGAGCUCGUAUACAACACAUUAUGGAGACACGUCAGUGUCGAUCGAAAUCCUUUGCGUAUCCAUUGAGAAGUAAAAAAAAUAAUGGGUUCACGCAUCGUCGGUCUACUUCAGUUGUUCAAGAAUCCUCAGAUCGUGAAGCUCAGUCGCCGAAAUCUCCGUCUCUUUCAACUUCUCAUUCCAUUUUAAACUUUUUUAUGAAUGCCCAAGGUCUUUUAACAGGCAAUGAAACCAAUACUGGUCUUUCGACUUCCGAUGUAGAAUCAGGCGAUCAGUUUGAACGGAUACCUCCGGAUAAUGAGCAACUGGUUUGGAAAGCUGCUCGUGCCUCAGGUGCUGCACCGACCUACUUUCGGCCUUGUGGUCGUUUUCUGGAUGGUGGAUUGAUUUCAAACAAUCCAACGUUGGAUAUUUUAACAGAAAUCCAAGAACUGCAUCUUCUUCAACGUUUAGAAAAUAAACCUAUAACUCCAAUCGCUGUAGUUGUCUCCCUGGGAACUGGUCGAAUGCCUGUUAUACCUGUAGAAACAGUGGAUGUGUUUCGUCCACAGAAUAUUAUGGAAACCUAUCGAUCUGUUCUUGGUUUCAGUUUUCUUGGUCGUAUACUUGUUGAAGUUGCAACCAUGUCAGAAGGUCGAGUUGUGGAUCGUGCAAGUGCUUGGUGUGGUUCACUCGGUGUACCAUUCUUUCGUCUCAGUCCUCCGUUAUCAACUGACGUCUGUCUUGAUUCUACUGAUGUUAAACAACUUUUACAAAUGGUUGUUGAAACUCAGGCCUACUUGCAUCGAGUUCGCGAUAGAAUUGAGCUUUUAGCCUCUUUGUUAUAAGAAUAUUGAAUAGCAAUCAAAACCAAAAAUGAUCUCUUCUCUAUAUACAAAAAUUAUAUUAUUAUAACUAGAUUGUUUCUUGAAGUUUUCACCCGGAGAUUCGUUUAACGCAUUCGGUGUUAUAUUGUUAUUAAUUAUUAUUAUAUUUAUUUUCACAGAUUUUAUUAACUAUAUAACAAAAGAUAGGCGAAAGAAUGUGGUUUUUUUUUGAAAAAACCAGUUUUUUGGCUUUUUUCCCACUUUCUGUAAUCAAAUUUCACGCCUUUCAUAAUUCCGAUUCUGUUUUUUUUCUUUUUGCUACUGGUGUCUUGUUUACUGUUUAUCUGUUGCGUUUUUUUUCUAAUUGCUUGUUUCAUUUAUUUAUUUAUUUAUCUAUUUAUUUUUUAUUGUAUAAAAGAAAUGUUAUACAGACACUUUUUUUUUAUUUUAAAGAAAACUGAUUAUGCACCAGUGUAAAUACAACAAAAAUAUUAUGUAUACACAUUGUACGCUUAUGUGUCUCUGUGAUUCCUGGAUCCUUCUCGAAGCCUAAUCACACACAGCUUGUCUUUUUAUUUAUGUUUCUAUGAUUGCUUGAGUGUGUGUAUGUGUGUGUGUACACUGAAAAC
Trichobilharzia szidati is the source of this 4175-nucleotide messenger RNA. The record is from the annotation of a GenBank genome assembly. NCBI's taxonomy places the organism in Eukaryota, Metazoa, Platyhelminthes, Trematoda, Strigeidida, Schistosomatidae.